UUUUGGUUUUGGGUUUGGCUUCACGUGUUCUUCUUUAUGGACCUCAAUCAAUCAUUCGCUUCCCCACAGUCAAUCAACAAGCUAACGUGCGCCUGAUAUGGACAUCAAAGCUAAUUCCAACCGGCGAUCUGUGAUCAGUCCCUUUACGCCUGGCUGAUGUACGCUCUCCCGGCUCACGUUAACCAUUUUGACUCGUCAAUCCUACAUUCCGACGCCUAAAAUGGAAACUUCUGCUGGUUGAGGAUUUUGCUUUCUUUCUCUUACAGGAUUCACGAUCUUCUCCAAGGUCAAGUCUUGCAUUUCUUUGGAUUACAGGUCUUAAAUUAGCUAAAAGAGUAAGAAAUUUUAUGCAAACUUACCAGAUUUAAUAAGAUUGAGCCGUGGGGACGAUGGAUGAAAAUCCUGGCAUUUAUGUUGCCAAUGAAGAAUCUGAAAGGCUUGAGAUGCAAGAGUUGGAGAAUACUAUGAAAACCUUGACCAAAUUAGAAUUGGACUUGGCGUAUUGCUCGGAGAAGUUGAUGAAUCUUCAUGUACUUCUGAUGUGCCUCCUGGCUCAGGAGAAUGAUUUUGAAGCAAUGGAUUUAGAGAAUGAUUAUAUCCCAGAUGAUUCGUUUGGGAAGGUAUUGGCAUUUGAUUUUUUGUCUGGCUUUUUGGACUCCGAGGUUAGAGAGCUGGACAGUUUCAUGAAUAUGCUCGAAGAAGAAAUCAUUGGUGCCCGUCGAAUGGUAUCUUCUUGCAGACAAUCAAGUGAAGUUUUCAAUGUGGUAGAAGAGAAGUUGCAUGAUUCUGAAAAAUCGCUUGUUCAAUCCAGAAAGCAGAUAUUAGAAGUGAUGAUGCAGUCAACCAAAUUGCAGAGAAUUGUUUUAAGCAGUGGAAAUUGGAGAUUGGAGGAUCCCGUGUUGUCAUCAAAUAAUGAUCAAGUACUCAACAUAUAUGGGAAAUCAAAUACAAUGACUGAACAACAAAGGCAUAUUCUAAGGAUGCUAGAAAAAUCGCUUGCAAGGGAGCUAGAUCUAGAGAAGAAGUUGUCAGAAUCAAAGCAGCGGGAAGAGGAACUGAGAUUGAAGCUGCACUAUACUGAACAGGUAGCUUUGAGAAUGGAAGAGGCUGCAGAAGUUGUUUGGGGUAGGUUUCUGGAGGCAGACAAUAGUGUUGAGGUUCUUAUGGGGAUUUCGAAGGAACUAGUUGGUCGCCUCCAGCUUGUUCAAUUCAAUCUACAUGGUUCGUUUCAACGUGAAAAUGAGAUGAAAUCCAAAUUUCAAGAUUGGACAGAGCAGCUUAAAGCAAAAGAAGUGGCUAUACAGGAGCUCGAGAAAAGGAAUGCUGAAAAAAUCGCCAAGAGUGCCGAACUAGAUAAAUUGAGGGAAGAAGUGAAGUCUCUUGAGGAACAGCUUAAAGAAUCUAGGCUUGAUCUGAAAAAUGCGUUUGAGUCGGAAGAGGCAAGUCAAGAUCAGCUUAUUGAAAUGGAAAAUCUUGUUGAGUCACUAAAAGAGGGCAUCUGCAUGGCAGAAAAUCGAGCAGAGGGUGCAGAAGCCAAACUCGCACAGCUGCAAGAGACGAACUUGGAACUUACUGAAGAGGUGAAUUUUCUUAAAGAUAGUGCAAGCAGCAAAGAGAAAAAGGUUGGUUCACUUGAAAAACAGUUGAGGGAACAAGAGAUCCAAUUACAGCAUGCGAAAUCAUCAUCAGAAGCAAGUCAGGAGCAACAGAACAUGUUAUAUUCGGCAAUAUGGGACAUGGAAACACUAAUUGAGGAUCUCAAGUCCAAAGUUUCAAAAGCUGAAAGUAAGACUGAUACUGCAGAGGAGCAUUGCAUUAUCUUGUCUGAAGCCAACUUUGAACUAAAUAAAGAACUUACUUCCCUCAAGGCUCGAGUGGAGUUCUUGGAGAAAGCAUUGGAUCAAGCCAACAGUGAAAAAUGUUCAAAUGCAAACGAAAUUAACUCGAGUACCAAGUUUAUCAUGGACAUGGUUCUGCAACUCGCUGUGGAGAGGGAUCGAAUUCAAAGACAGCUAUCCAUUUUGACAAACGAUAACAAAGCUUUAAUUGAGAGAUUAAAGAAUGUAAAAGAUGGUGCAUCUGUAAUCAUAUGUGACGGAGGAGACUAUGACAAGAAGGAACAGUCAGCUCCAAAGAAUGAUGUAAAUAAACUAGCUCAAUGAUGUCCGAUAAAACUUUUGUGGAAUCUCUACAUAUAAGUCAAGAUGCAGAUUACUAAAGCACCAGAAGACACACCCAAGUGUUGGGCUGCAGCCUGGAGGUACUUCUUCUGUAUCUAUAAGUAGUUAUAUUAAUGAGAAUGUCUCUAAGCCCGAAGUUGCCAAAGUGGCCAGAUACCAAGAGUUUGUGUGUGUGCCUUUUUUUUUGCCAAAUUUAUCAGUGUAUUCUUUUAACUAGAGUCUUCCCGAUUCUAUAUCUGAGAGAAUGAAGUUCAAUGCUGAUUGCCACCAUGUACUCCAUUAUUGUUGUCAAAUAGUUUUUUUAGGUUGUGUGAGACUCUCUUCAUUUCUCAAAUGUGAAUAUAAAUUAUUGUAUUUGGGUAUUGGUCUAUAUUAGAAGUUCGGAUUCUUACC
Molecule: messenger RNA, 2573 nt
Organism: Momordica charantia (bitter melon)
Lineage: Eukaryota; Viridiplantae; Streptophyta; Magnoliopsida; Cucurbitales; Cucurbitaceae
Product: WPP domain-interacting tail-anchored protein 2
Source: RefSeq, a predicted model, not a curated record